UCAUCGUUUCGCCGCCGUCGUGCCUGUAGUCUUUGCCGUGCCGUCUCUAUUGUUGCGUGUCGUGCGUGUCCUCAGCGAGCGUACAUAAUAAAAAUAUUAUACACUUGUCGGUUGCGCGGUUAUUAUCGCGCACGCGCAUCGGCCCGGUUCUUUUUCAAAUUUUGUCUCGCCACCCGACGUUUCGAUUUACUCUCGUAAUUUCAAUUAACCGUUUUAUAAUCUCUUCCGAUCGGUGUAAAAAAUCAAAUCGGCAUAUAAUAUAUGUAUUAUACACUCGCCGAUUCUGUGCAGCCGUUCGGUUUUUUUGGAAAUCCAUCCGUUCUUUUCUACCGAGUGUGUUUAUUAAUACAUACAUACGUAUGUAGCAAAAUGUUAAUCCGUGAUUAAGAACAAUUCGCCAAUACGAAUGCUGACAAUGAAAUCGCCUGAUCAAAUAUUACACCGUCCGUGGUAGUGCGACAACACGAGACGGUCGCCAAUUCGUUUCAUAACAAUAUUAUUAUUGUUAUUUGUUUCGAAUAUUCAUCUGUUGCUGUUGUAUAUUGCUGCCCUACAGAUUACAGUUGAUUCGAGUUAUAUAGGUGAAUAAUUAUACCACCGGUGGUCACUAAAAACAGUGGCUAACACCGGGUUAGAGUAGUAUGGACUCUGACGAAGACUUCAAACAUUAUUCGUCGUGCUAUUACGACGACGACACAGAUCGAGCUUUUUAUCCAGAGAACGCACAACAUCAACAUCAAUUAGGUACUAAAAGUUGGCUCGACUGUGACAAAACACCAGUAGUGACUCAUCAACAAUCUCAGUGCCUGCCACACCAGAGAAUAAUUGAAAAUAUUGUGACAUCAUCAAAUAAAGUUCGUAAUAGUAAAAGCGUAGAACGAUGGACUAGAAAUACUGAACUAUCUAGAGAUUUAACGUGUGAUGUAGACGCCUGUUCUCUACGUUCAGACAUGUCUUCUGGAGGUGAAGAUUUUCAAAGUAGCCCAAAUAUGAUGCCAUCAUCUGUAUCUUCAACAAUCAUGUUGAACAGUAAUAGUAGUACAAACGAUAUGAAUGGAGCUGUGACUAGUGAAAAUAGUUGCGGAGGACUUGUAGUUAUUAAACAAGAACCCAACACAUUGCAAGAUUAUAAAAGCAUCUCAACCAACUACAGUAAUAACACAACAGAAGGAUGUAAUAUGCUUCAAAAAGUACCAUCGCUAAGUGAUCUUUCCGAUCCAGAAAACUCUUUAGAUCAAACCCCGUCAGCGGUAAACACCAACAGCACAAAUAGUGCUGGUGGACAAUUGGUUCCACCACCUCUAACACCUGGUACAAAUAAGAAAAUGACCGAAGCCUUGCAAGCUACAUUCGCAUCUUGGGAAAAAGAACGACAUAAGUUGAAUGUCCCAAAAGAUCCUAGGCUGUGGACUGAGGCGCAGGCCGCGCAUUGGUUCUGGUGGGCUUACCGCGAGUUCUCGGUACCCGAACCACCGCCGACGCCGUUACUGCGUCGCGUUGUGUGCGGCACGUCUCAAUUCCAGAAAUUCACCACGGCCAGUCCCAACACCACGAUCAUGGGCCGCAGCAGUCAAAUGAUCCGGGAACGCGUCCGGCGCGGUCGCCGCCGCCUCCGCAGCAGCGGCAACUGCAACGGUGGCAGCAAGUCGCCGGGCAGCAGCAACGACGACGAUGACAAUGAUCCGGACAAAGAGCUGGACGAUGGCGACGACGAACCGUUCGAGGAGCUGGUGUCGUCGUCGAGCGGCGGUAACCGACCGCUGUAUGCCCGGAAGGGCAGGCACUUGUGCAAUAUGGGACGCGAACGUUUCGUGGCCGAGGCGCCGCCGUUUUUGGGCGACAUCCUCUGGGAACAUCUCGAAAUGAUGCAAAAAGACGUCGAUAGGGCUGCAUCGAUACCCAUGUUCGGCGGUGGCAAUCAACAUUUAUCGUCGUUACACAACACUAGUGGCAAUAGCAAUAAUUCAAAUUUCUAUCAUGAAAAUUUCGUACAACAUCAACAACACAGACAUCAGGUGGACGACAACAGUGGUUUAUUCUCUUCCUAUCCUGUACCGGCUGCAUCCGAACCGCAGCAUAUCCGGUUGCAAUCGCCACCACACCGACUGAACCAUCGUAAUCGCAAUCUCCAUCAUAACCAACAAUACGAAACAGGGAUCACCUACUCGUCGAGCUUAGGGACCACCACGCCGCCCAGCCAAACCGGCGGCAGCGGUUCCACAACGCCUGACAACAACAUCGCCGGUUCCGGUUUGAUGGUGUCGGGCGGCGGCGAAAACGCCAUGGAGUCGACGGUAUCGUCACCCCCGGAUCUCUAUCCGCAGCAACCCUCGGCGCCUCAGCCGACCGCCAUACCUCUGAUUCAGCAGCAGCAGCAGCAGCAGCAGCAACAGCAACAGCAACAACAACAGCAGCUGAUGCAGCAACAGCAGCAAAACAGAUACCAACAGCAGAGAGACUAUCACCACCAGCAACAGCACCGAGCCAAUCACCGGUACAUACAGCAACAACAACAGGACAACUAUUCUGGCGAACAGCAACCGUACCCGACGACCAGUGGCAGCCCGUACUUGGACGCCGGCGGCGGUACUACGUCGCCUUAUCUGACCGCCGGUUCUUCGGUGCCGCCGUCCCAGUCUGCCGCACAAACCGUGCCCAACGGUGCCACCACCACGACAGGGCCGGCUCAUCAGACCUCCGCUGCCACAGCGGCCGCCGCACUGGCCGCGGUCGAUCACUGGGCAGCCGCCGCCGCUGCAGCCGGUGCCGAUUCGGCGCUGCAACUGCAGUUUAUGCACCAGCAACAACAGCAAUACCAACAGCAGCAGCAACAGCAUCAUCACGGCCAUCAACAGCAGCAACAACACCAUCACCAACAACAGCAGCAGCAGCAGCAACACCUCCACCAUCACCAUUACAACAAUAACAAUCCGCACGUCCAACAACAACACCAGCAGCAGCACCAUUUGAUGGUGCCCGGCGGCGGCAACAACAACAUGUCGGUCGAUAUAAAACCGUGUUUGCAGUUACAAGCUCCUCCGCUCAUCACCGGUUAUACGCCAAAUGGCGGUCCUUGUUUCACCGGCAGCGGACCCAUACAAUUGUGGCAGUUUUUGUUGGAGCUGUUAACAGAUCGCGCCUGUAAGGCGUUCAUUUCAUGGACGGGCGAUGACUGGGAAUUUAAACUUACGGAUCCGGACGAGGUGGCCCGCAGGUGGGGCGUGCGAAAGAACAAACCAAAAAUGAACUACGAAAAACUGAGCCGUGGUCUUAGGUAUUAUUAUGACAAAAACAUCAUACAUAAGACGGCCGGUAAACGAUACGUGUACAAAUUCGUUUGCGAUCUCGAAAGCCUUCUUGGCUAUAGUGCCCAACAAUUGCACGCCUUAGUUGAUUUCAAACCCGAGUGCGGAAACAACAACAAAGACGAUGAGUAGAUGAUGGUGUUCACAGCCGUCGUUUUUACUACUGUAUACGAUCGCAAAGACUGAGCUGCCGAACGACAAUUUUUUUUUUUUAACUAAAACAAAUUAACGAUAAUAACUAUAUUAAAGAUUAAAUUUGUGUACACUUGAAUGUGUAUUAUUGUAAAUAUUAUUUUAAAAAUAAUCGAAUUGAUCGCGGGGAUUGCGAGCUACUUGAUAAAAAAAAAAAAAUAAAACAUCAUUAUUGUUACACGUAAUUUUUUUAUCAUUUCCUUUUUUUGUGUAGUCAACACAUGUUGUUUAAUAUAUUAUUUAUACGUAUAUAAUAUUAUUUACCUAGUUUUAUCAUUAUUUUUAUUUUAUUUUUACACCAAUUUUGAACGCGUUCUAGCCGAAUUAGUAAUCGAGCUUUUCUUACCAUGUAUAAUGUAUAAUUAUAAUUAUUAUUAUUAUUAUGAAGUAUGUAUUAUGAAAUUCUAUCGAGCUUAAAAUAUAACUAUGUCAAUUGCUUUGAUUGAUACGGUGAAAUAAUUUGCAUGUUAUGAUAAACAAAAAUCAACACCGUAUUGUUAAACUUAUUAUUAUUAUUAUUAUUAUGAAGAAUUUUAUUAUUAUUUAUUACAUUUUCGUACGCGUAUAUUUAAAUAUAU
This is a messenger RNA of Rhopalosiphum maidis (corn leaf aphid), 4075 nucleotides long. RefSeq names its product ETS-like protein pointed. NCBI's taxonomy places the organism in Eukaryota, Metazoa, Arthropoda, Insecta, Hemiptera, Aphididae. Gene Ontology annotation, cellular component: nucleus. The transcript has 10 exons. Gene Ontology annotation, molecular function: DNA-binding transcription factor activity, RNA polymerase II-specific; sequence-specific DNA binding. Gene Ontology annotation, biological process: regulation of transcription by RNA polymerase II; cell differentiation. The record is from RefSeq and is a predicted model, not a curated record. The coding region runs from base 642 to 3437 and encodes 931 amino acids.